AUGGCCGAUGCAGGGGAGGAGGAAGUGCCGAGGCUGAGGAGCACGAUAUAUCGAGUUCUGUCAGGAGAUCAAGAGUGCUCGCGUGCGGAGGAGAAGAGCUCUGCGCCGGCCGCGGCGCGGAGAGGUGAAGGAAGUGAGAAGGAGUGGAGGUGGCGAGAGAGAAAUUCUGGUGACAAAUCAAAUUUGAAAGAAAAUGAUGGACCAGCAAAAAGCAGCAACGAGAAGUUCUCAGUACUGAAAGAAGUGAGAGCAUGCCCCCCUACUCCUCAGAGGAUCCCCUCCCCUUCAAACCGCCGCCCUCGCAAAGCCGGAACUAAUCCUGCAAGCUCUCCUCUGAGUAAACCUCUCAAACCUAAAGAGAGGGGGAUACUGAAGGAGCUGGAUCAGAGGAAAGAGGAGGAGAAGAAGCCAUUGGUUUCUAAAGAUGAAGAAUGCAACAGGGCUACUGAUGUUGGUCAUGAGGGAGGUGAAGGUAGUUCGAUGGAUAUGUUUUGGUUCUUCAAGCCUUGCACUUAUUUGGUCAAGUGAGUGAGUUUUGUGUUCUCAUGAAUUGAUAUGAUACAGUGGUAAAUUACUGAGAGACUGGGGGAUACAUGUUCAAAAUAAUAUAUAGGUGAUUCAUUAUUUGUUUUAAAAAAAAUCCAUAGUUUUUUUUAAAGGAUGUGUGAAAUUGUUACCAAUAGUUGAUAGGUGAUUCGUUAUUUGUUCUGAAGGAUGUGCGAAAUUGUUACCAAUUCGUUAUUUGAUUCGUUGUUUGAAAUCAAGUGUAGUGUUCUUUAUAGGUUCUUGAUUACAUAAGGGAGUUAUUCUACUUCUUGAAUGAUUUCAAUCACUUUGAUGUCUCACUUUCGAGUUUA
Asparagus officinalis (garden asparagus) is the source of this 857-nucleotide messenger RNA. RefSeq lists its product as uncharacterized. The record is from RefSeq and is a predicted model, not a curated record. Bases 1 to 528 code for a protein of 175 amino acids. Lineage: Eukaryota; Viridiplantae; Streptophyta; Magnoliopsida; Asparagales; Asparagaceae. The transcript is spliced from 4 exons.